ACCUGAAAUUACUUCACGGGCCGAUGUAUGGGCACUUGGUAUAACAACAAUUGAACUAGCAGAUGGCCAACCGCCUUUUGCCGAUAUGCAUCCCACCCGCGUUAUGUUCCAAAUAGUACGUAAUCCUCCGCCUACUUUAUUACGACCAACAAAUUGGUCUCAGCAAAUUAAUGAUUUCAUAUCGGAGUGUUUGGAAAAAACUGUUGAAAAUCGCCCAAUGAUGGUUGAAAUGAUUGAACAUCCGUUUUUGAACGAACUAUUCGACAACGAUGAAGAAAUACAAGCAGAUAUUCGUGAGCUGCUGGUUUUCUGUAGAGACGCUCCAGCUAUAUAUAAGGAACCAGAAAUAUUCGUUGAUCGUGGUUAUAUAAAACGCUUCGAUGGAAAGCCAGAACGUAUGUAUCCAGAAGACUUAGCAGCUAUCGAGAAUCCAACGGAAGAACUCAUUUCGGACUCACUUAGAAACCGCAUGGAACUUGGCGGGUCUUAUAGUUUUAUCGGAGACAUUUUAUUGUCGCUAAACUCUAAUGAUUUACAACUAGAUUUCGAUGAAGAGUUUCACAUUAAAUAUAAAUUUAAGUCACGUUCACAAAAUUCUCCACACAUAUUUGCUGUGGCUGAUAUUGCUUACCAGGAUAUGCUUCAUCAUAAGGAACCGCAGCAUAUCGUGUUUUCAGGAGAAAGCUUUUCCGGAAAAUCAACCAAUGUCCGUUUACUCAUAAAUCAUUUAUGUUAUCUUGGAUCUGGCAAUCGUGGAGCUACCACACGAGUGGAAAACUCAAUCGAUGCAAUUCAAAUGCUCGUUAAUGCUGGCACACCUAUCAACAAUGAGUCUACAAGAUGCGUGUUGCAGUACUUCCUAACGUUCGGGCAGACAGGAAAACUCAGUGGAGCCGUUUUCAAUAUGUAUAUGCUGGAAAAGCUUCGAGUUUCCACAACCGAUAUGAAUCAACACAAUUUCCAUAUCUUCUACUAUUUUUACGACUUUAUGAAUAGUAAAAAUUUACUAAGAGAAUACCAUUUAAACAGUGAUCGUGGCUAUCGUUGUCUUCGAAUACCUGCAGAAUCCCAACCUACUAAACUAAAAUACCAUCGCGAUGAUCCCAUUGGAAAUGUAGAGAAUUAUAAACGAUUUGAAUCUAUUUUGCAGGACCUUGAUUUUAAUCAUAAACAGCUGGAAACUUUGCGGAAGUUAGAUGGAUUCGUGAGAAAACUAGCGCUAUCAAAAACGCAAGCAGAAGAGUUGGCCAAAUUUUUGAAGAGUGGAAACCACUUGGCACAAGAUGUUAGAACGUCGGGCUAUCGUAAAAGGCAAACAUCUAUAAAACAAUUUUUUACGGUAAAUGACGCUAAUACUUUCACCUAUUGUCAUGAUAUCAUCGGUUUAAUGAACGAGAUCAAUAUAACUCACGAUCCGCCCGAUUGGCGCCUCUUCAUAGACUCAAAUAAAGCCAGUUUAAAAGCAGUCUUGUUAUAUAAAGACAAAAGCAAACCACCCGUUCCAUUAGCGUACAAUACAGAUAAGGUUGAAACGUACAAUAACUUAAAAGUCCUUCUAAAUUAUAUCCAAUAUGAGCAAUUCCAGUGGAGAAUAUGUGCAGACAUGAAAGUAGUAGCCACUGUCAUGGGAUUGCCACCAUCUGGAUGGCCAAGGAAUAUGUGCUUUAUUUGUUUAUGGGACACGAGGUAUGCCGAAGGCCAAUACAACAAAAAAGAUUGGCCACUGCGAGACGAAUAUACUGUUGGAAAUGCAAACAUUAUCAAUAGUCCGCUAGUGAGUCGCGAUAAAAUCCUAAUUCCGCCACUACAUGUCAAAUUGGGACUAGUAACUAAUUUCGUCAAGUCAUUUAUUAAGCGUAAUGAUGCCGCAAAAACAUGUCUUAGGAAUAUGUUUCCUAAACUAUCAUAUGCUAAAAUUGAAGCUGGUAUUUUUAACGGUCCGGACAUUCGCCAAAUGUUAAAAAGCGAAGACUUUACAAAAUCAUUAGAUGCGAAUGCAGCGAUUGCUUGGAGUGCAUUAAAGGUAGUUAUCACUAAUGUUCUUGGCAAUCAGCGUCAUGAAAAUUUCCGUGGAUAUGUCAAUAACCUGAUGGAAGCGUUUUCUAAAGCGAAUGUUCAUAUGUCGCUAAAAGUACAUUUAAUGCAUGCUCAUCUUGACUGGUUAGAGAGACAACUCUCAACCGAAUCUGAUGAGCAGGGAGAACGCUUUCAUCAAAUUGCUGUUCCAAUGGAGGCCCGGUACAAGGGAAAAAAGUUAGACGCCAUGAUAGCUGACUUAUGUUGGUGGCUAAAGAUAGCUAAGGAAAACUUGGACGAUGACGACCUUGAUUGUGAACUUGAAUGUUGA
Molecule: messenger RNA, 2347 nt
Organism: Rhagoletis zephyria (snowberry fruit fly)
Lineage: Eukaryota; Metazoa; Arthropoda; Insecta; Diptera; Tephritidae
Product: probable myosin heavy chain ECU04_1000
Biological process (GO): regulation of actin filament length; peptidyl-serine phosphorylation
Cellular component (GO): myosin complex
Molecular function (GO): protein serine/threonine kinase activity; microfilament motor activity; ATP binding
Source: RefSeq, a predicted model, not a curated record